Messenger RNA from Malaya genurostris, 1643 nucleotides. RefSeq names its product mitochondrial outer membrane protein SLC25A46 (gene Slc25A46a). The transcript is spliced from 6 exons. The record is from RefSeq and is a predicted model, not a curated record. Gene Ontology annotation, biological process: mitochondrial membrane fission; mitochondrial fission. NCBI's taxonomy places the organism in Eukaryota, Metazoa, Arthropoda, Insecta, Diptera, Culicidae. The coding region runs from base 126 to 1427 and encodes 433 amino acids. Gene Ontology annotation, cellular component: mitochondrial outer membrane.
CGAUAUUGACAGUUCUCCCUUUCCUUCCAAAACCUCAAAAAUAGUAGAGACCAAAGUGAAAAUUGAAAAAUAUUCCAAAUUACAUAGUUUAAAUUUUGAUCAUAUGAUAAUUUCAAAGCGGAUUCAUGCAUAAAGACAUGGCAGGAUUGGAACAAUAUGAAAGGUAUCUGGAAGACGAUGAAGAUCAGUUAGAUAAUGUAUCUCGCUUGCAUGCAUCCCUUAAAUCACCUCUCGAGACCACACAUUAUCAGUUCAUAAAUUCCGAAAGAGACUUGACACUGCCUUUGCAGAAACAUAAAAAUGUGCAUCAAAUCUACGAGAGUCCAGAUGACGAAAUUUCAUUGCGAAAGUACCUAGGAGCUAGCGUUAAUCUGAUAAGUUUAAUAACAGAAAACUUGCUUUGCCACCCGUUUCUGGUGCUUCGUCGUCAAUGUCAAGUUCAUCAUAGCUCUAUUAAGUAUCACAUUGUGCCGUUGACGUUAGUUCCGGUGAUUGUUCACCUGCAUCAGCGGCAGGGCGUUACUACAUUGUGGAAGGGGGUUGGUAGCAUUCUGUUGGUGCGAGGAAUGACCUUGGCUGUCGAGGAUAUCAUCUCGAAAUUUACGCCUUGGCCAAAGGAGGUUAACUCAAAAACUACAUUGAAACAGUUCGGGCAACAUCUGCUGUUAAAAUGCAUAAGUUUAGCCACUAUUGUGCCCUUUUAUUCAGCAUCAUUGGUUGAAACUGUUCAAAGUGAUAUAGCAAGUGAAAAACCGGGUAUAUUCGAUGUGUUUCGAGAAGGAGCUAGCCGAUUACUUUCCUGGAGCGUGCCACAGAAAGGUCGGAUGCUUCCAAUUUGGGCUUUAGUUGGUCCUAGUAUAUCACUGGGAAUAUCCAAGUACAUUUGCCAAUUGUUCGUGCGUGGAAUAUCCACACGCAUUAUGUGUCGGCGAGUAACUUUUUUCGACGAGAAGCGAGGUGCGCGACCACGCGAUUUCGCUGCCCAAAGUCAAGUCAUCGAGGUUUAUUCUACGAUGAUUUCACUGAUGACAACCGAAGUGAUUUUCUAUCCAUUCGAAACAAUUCUACAUCGAAUUCAGUUACAAGGAACGCGUACUAUUAUAGAUAAUUUGGAUUCUGGAUACUCAGUUGUACCGAUCUUGACUAGUUAUGAAGGGGUUGUAGACUGUUACCGCCAAACGAUUGCCACAGAAGGUGUUUCUGGUUUGUACAAAGGAUUCGGAGCAAUGUUGUUGCAAUUUGCAGCUCACGUUGCUGUAAUCAAGCUCGGCAAAUGGAUCAUCACGCAGAUAUCGGAAAUAAUGUCCAACAAGCCACCACCCAAAGUAGCAGAGUUUUAUAACCUGGAAGGUAAACAGUCCGGAGGUUCGGUUAGCAUGUCAAGAAGCAUCAGUGGAAUAAGUUCACUAAGCGAUGAACUUUCUUAGUUUCCAAAUUCACUCAUUUUGUUAGCGAACUAAAAACUUGUUCAGUACGCAAAUUUAGUUUGGUUUUAAUCAUUAUGGUAUCACCUGUGAUAUAGUCAUUUUGACAUAACUUUUCAACCACAGUUUGUUUAAUGUGUACAAUGAUUUUCUCGAUUAUUUCCUUUGCAAACACAUUUUACUCUUUAAACGUAAAUGAUUAAAAUAGUAGGAACAUUA